Lampris incognitus (smalleye Pacific opah) is the source of this 1821-nucleotide messenger RNA. RefSeq names its product neural proliferation differentiation and control protein 1-like. Gene Ontology annotation, cellular component: membrane. The record is from RefSeq and is a predicted model, not a curated record. The coding region runs from base 211 to 1059 and encodes 282 amino acids. Lineage: Eukaryota; Metazoa; Chordata; Actinopteri; Lampriformes; Lampridae. The transcript is spliced from 8 exons.
UCCGCUAUCUUCAGCGCCACCGCGGAUUACGUGCGCAGGCUGACGGAUCCCUGGGCCACCUUUGCCGCGAAGACUCGUCUCAGCGAUCGUUGCUGUACAAAAGAAACUUGAGCCAAAUCCACGACUGGACUGGGGACACAACGAGCGAUGGGGGAAUGACAUGUCCCGUGCCCCCGUGUCCGGUUCAGCGACCCUAAGGAAAGCCCGAGGAUGCUGCUCCCCAGCCGGCGUAUCGCCAGACGACGCCUCGCCUCGCAGCUGCCGGCCAGGCUCCUGCUGUGUGCCAUAUUCGCCGCCGUCUGCACUAGCCUGCAAGGGAGAGUUAUAUCAUAUGCUGAUCUGGAUGAGGAGAUCGACUACCUUGACUCUGUCAUUGAAAAGCAGAAAGUGUCACAUAUAAAACAAUCCACAAAACUAGCAGUCAGCGCCUCCCAAGUAGAAGGUAGAAAACACCAAGAUACCUCCAAACAUAAACAGAGGAACCAGAGCCAUCCUGCAGCGGAAGUCCUGCCCACUCCCACUACAGCUACCAGCCCACCAGUCUCUGUACUGCCUAACAUCCUGAGCCCCAAACCAAGGGCCACUGGGGUCGAGGGCAAGGGAAGCCCUUUCGCUGUCCCAGCCUCCAAUAAGGAUGGGGUUAUUGUUAUCUUGAUCUCCCUGUGUAUCCUGGUCGGCACCGUGGCCGUGAUCCUAGCAGCUGUCUGCUAUACCAGGUUGCUGAAAGAAUCUCAUCUUGCCCAGAAAGUGGACUAUCCUGCAUUUGGAGGCGGGGCCAAAGAUACUACCGUCGCCAGUGCAACCUCAAUUGGUGAUAAAACACUGGCUCAAAGUGCUCAGAUGUAUCAUUAUCAGCAUCAGAAACAGCAGAUGCUCUCAAUGGAAAAACACAAACCAGAGCAGAAAGUCGCGGACUCUGAGGUCACAACAGAUGAAGAGGAGGUGGGAGGAGACUUCACAGUAUAUGAGUGCCCUGGACUUGCACCGACGGGAGAGAUGGAAGUGAAGAAUCCUCUGUUUGAUGACUCCACGCUACAUCACCAAGAGAAUCACAAGUGAAUGUCGCGCACAAACACACACAUUUAUUUACACACAUACAUGCAUUAACACCAACACAAACUAUUUGUUGUCUGAAGUGAAGCACUUGAUCUCUCAUCACAUGGACCGGAAUGUUCUUGGGAGAGGAUGAGAGAAAAAUGAGUGUGAAUGGAUGAUGAUUGUGAGCCAUAAAAUCCAUAUAAUCUAAAUCCCUACGGUUUCUGUCUCAGAUGUUUUCUCUCAGGCUGUUUUGUCUGUAUUUUACCCCUGAGACUGUAUGACAUGUUGAAUCCUAUUGUUAUUUAGGUUUUCCAGCUUUGUUAGACAUUCCUCUGUCUUAGCAAAGCCUUUGGAAUCAGAUUAUAAUUUAUAAUAUCUAUGACUGUUUGUCUGUUGAAAUGUUAUGUUCUUUAUCAAUGUGAUGCUCUCACUUGCCUUCAUCAUUUUCUUUCGGGUUUUUUUUUUCUUUUUUGCAGCUAUUUCCCAAAGCCUCUUUUUGAAUGUGAUACAAAAGCAAACAUGUUUCACACACACACACACACACACACACACACACACACACACACACACACACACACACACACACACACACACACUUGCACAAAACAUGUGACCUCUCUCUCUUUUAAUCUAAAAUCACACAUUUGUUAUACCACUUAAAAUAUUUACUAACUCCACAAAAGUUUUACAUUGUAAAUGUUACCAUUGCUGUUGCAAAUUUUACUCAUAUAAUCUGCAAAUAUAUAUGUGUGUGUGUGUGUGUGUGUGUGUGUGUGUGUGUGU